AGAGUCACAUGGCCCUCGUACCCAAAAGCGUAAAAAAAAAAUCUUCCCAAAAUAAUUUUUCCCUACAAAUUACACUUGCCCCGUAAACUAUACUCUUCCCCCUCCCUCUUUCCUUUCCCUCUCUCACAACACUACUACUUUUAUAUAUACACACAUGUGUAUAUGUAUAUGUAUAUGGCGUGAAACUUACUUACAAGAAGGACUGAAAGAAGGAAGAAAAGAAAACAGACAACACACCUCAUUUCUUUUAGUUAAUCUCACCUCCGGUCACCGGAAUGUUUUCUCACCGUAGAGCCAGAACCGCCACCAAAGAUGAUGAUUUCAGAAGCAACAUUAACGGCGGUGAUCAUCUUUUCUCACGCAAUCACACUACAUCUUCUUCUGAUCAAUCCGACUUGCAGGUGAGAUUGGCAAGACUAACUGCUGGAUCAACAAAAGCAGAAAAAAGUGUAAUAUUAGAUGAUCUACUUUUAUCUAAUGAACAAGGUGGAACACAUGAUUAUGACUGGCUCAUUACUCCUCCUGAAACUCCUUUUAUUCCGUGUUCCGGAAAGGGGUCUCAACCAAUAUCAGUCACUCCAAAAAAAAUUUCUUCUGUUAGAUCAGGCUCUACGACUCGAACCUCAAGACUUUCUGUUUCUCCAUCUGAGUGUAGCCACCAAUCAAGACCAGAAAGAAUCAGUUCAGUGACUCGCCCUCCCAUCUCUACCACCCGAUACACAAACAACUCCAACAGGAACUCCAAUAUUCUAAGCACAAACUCUGCUUCUGUCUCUUCUUACGUAAGACCAUCCAGCCCAGCAAACCGUUCUUCUUCAUUAGCAGCUAGAUCCUUCCCCAAUUCUCCCCGUACAAAAAUUUCACGAGCCUCAACACCUUCCAGAAAUCUCCCUUCAUCAACCUCCACUUCCAUUGACAGGACAACCAGACCAUCAACUCCUACUCAUCGUACACAUACCCCUACCAACUUGACCACUUCUCCAAUAGUUAGACCACCUUCAAGACCAUCAACUCCCACUCGUAGGAGUCCAACACUUUCUCAUGCUCCAUCUUCCAAUGGUAGAAGUGUGGGACCCGCAUCCAGGCCAAGCUCUCCUACCUCACGGGUUCGCUCAUUGCCACAGCCUAUCAAUCUCCCUGAUUUUCCACAUGAAACACCGCCCAAUCUCAGAACAACUUUACCUGAAAGGCCUCUAUCUGCUGGUAGGUCUAGGCCAGGUACAGCCCUAACUGUGAAGGGACAUGUAGAGAAUACAAACUCAGGAAGUAUGUCAAGGAGACAGCCAUCACCUACUGUUACUAGGGGACGAAUUGCAGAACCACCUGGAAAAGGACGCCCACAUGGUAAUGGGCACGUGAUUGAGAUACUAGAGUCUCGAAGGACUUUACAUGUGUCUGAGUCAAUUACAAGAAAACCUAUAAAGAUGUUGAAUUCGGAAAGUGGUACAGGCUUUGGGAGGAGUAUCUCGAAAAAUUCACUUGAUAUGGCCAUCAAACAUAUGGAUAUAAGAAAUGGAGGCACACGCCCACUUUCCGGGUCAACACUCUUUCCUCAAAGUAUUCGAUCUGGCAACCCCAGAAUGCAACCAAGUCAUACUUCAAAUGCAGCAGGAUCUGUUAAUGGAUCCUUCAGUAACGGUAUUAACCCCAGAAAUGAAAAUUUGAAAAGCACCAACUAUGAAAAUUCUGGUCAUAUUAAUUCGGAGAACAAAAUCACACCGAUAUCUGUAGAACAUAGAACUUCAUAUUUGUCUAAACUAAAAGACAUGGACAUGUAUGAGAGCUCGAGGUAUGAUGCUAUACUACUUAAAGAAGACCUGAAGAACACAAGUUGGCUGCAUAGUGCAGAUGAAAACAGUGAUCUAGGUCCAUUGUUUGAUAAUGGAUUUGAACGACUACCUGAACCUUUUGCCCCCCUGUGACAUGUCUUCUUCAUAUCCAUAGAUUCACAUUCAAUUUUUACAUAUCAUCUUGCAUCUAAUAGUUGUACUUGUAGUUUAUGAUAAAGUAUGAAUAUAUAUGUAAUUAAUAGUCCGUGUUAUACACAAAAUUAUAGAUGGAAUUUUUGUUGCAA
This is a messenger RNA of Erigeron canadensis, 2074 nucleotides long. Its product is annotated as cell wall protein DAN4-like. Bases 276 to 1922 code for a protein of 548 amino acids. The transcript has 5 exons. Gene Ontology annotation, cellular component: cortical microtubule. Gene Ontology annotation, biological process: cortical microtubule organization. Lineage: Eukaryota; Viridiplantae; Streptophyta; Magnoliopsida; Asterales; Asteraceae. The record is from RefSeq and is a predicted model, not a curated record.